GCCUGCUCGCCGGCCCGUUCUCGGUGAAAUGGCAGAGGUCAGUCAGAGGCUGGGGAACGGAGUUUACCGGCUGUCCGCUCUCAAAACCGGCCAGAGUCGAGCCGUCUGCACCGGAGGAAGUCCCAGAUGUCUUUUAACAAACUGCGCCUUCGUUUCCGGUGGCGUUAAAGAGGAAUCAGUCCAGAAGCGACGUGCGGUUCAGUCAGCGUCAGGAAGCAGAGCAACACGUCGCAAGUCGGAGAAAGUUUCCACAGUGAGGGAAAGUGGGAGUGAGGAGGAGAAUGGGGCUUUGAUUCCCGCUCCCUCCGGGUUCACCGGGUUCUUAGAAUACAUGGAGAGCCUACAAGCUCACAAAAAUGGUCUUCACCUUUUCCUUCAGAAAAAGCUGCUGCUGCCUUACAGGAUGACACCGUGGACGGGAGGAGCUGCCUCCAUCCACCCUGACACCUUCAGGUUACCUCCGCAGCGGCGAUGUCUCUGCACGUUUGUCUUCAACGUGGGAUCAGUCAGGCUGGGCUGUGGACAUGGACUGAGAUGUCUGAAUCUGCAUCUGGACACUGUGAAAUCAAAUUUCACCACAACUAGAAGCUACAGUUGGAGCUCAGAAGAUACUCCUCUGCUGCACAGGAGCAGGACGGCCUAUUACGACAUCCUCAAAGUGUCUCCCAGUGCCACGCAGUCUCAGAUCAAGACAGCCUACUAUAAGCAGUCCUUCAUCUACCACCCUGACAAAAACCCAGGGAGCAAGGAGGCCACCCAGCAGUUCUCUGAUAUUAGCGAGGCUUACACCGUGCUGGGCAACAUCAGCCUGAGGAGGAAGUAUGACCGGGGCAUCCUGAGCCGGGCGGACAUCCAAAAUGCAGGCAGACCGUCCACCAAGGCGGCUUCCAGCAGGCCCAUGGGCUCCCAGCAAAAGCAUCAACAGAGAGCCAGACAGUACUCCCAAGCUGGAGGGAGGCCCAUAUUUGAUUUUGAUGCCUUUUAUCAGGCUCACUAUGGUGAGCAGCUGCAGAGAGAAAGAGACCUGAGAGCCCGGAAGCAGCGCAUGCAGGAGGACCUGAAGGAGUAUCGGAGCAGAUGGAGGCAGAAGAAAAUGAUGGAGGUGGCUGCGGUGAUGCUGCUGGCCAUGGCAGGGCUAAUUAUUAUCAAUGUCAGCGGGCCUUGAAAUAGAAGCCGUGUCCAGAGACGCCCCUUUCUGGUGCUGCAUUUUAUGACUCUUAGGGGAGGAGGAGGGUGGUGGUGGUGGGGUGCUCUCAGAGAGUGUUUUGCAAAUGGUUGCACAGUUUCUGACAGUUGAAGAGGGUUUUUUUGUUUGCAAAGGAUGGGCUUAUUUUUCAAGUCUCUUGUUGAAAAAACAAACAGUUUUUGCUUUUUACAGUCAUUCCUCCUGUUCAUGCUAGGUGAAGGAAAAAAAGUGAGGCAGAGCUUCAUUUUAAUAGUUCAUAGGGCAUCAAAUCGACCUUUAAACCACGCAUGAUGUGUUUUCAUUGUAAGGGAUGGGGGACAAAAGCCACAGUCGUCCCCUUACCUUCUAAAAUUUGAAGCUAAAAUGAGCCUUCAUCCGUCUCUGUUCAAAGAGGAUGUUCUUUUGAAAGACAGGCUCUUUUGUAGGCAGUUCACUGUUUCGCUAUCUCCCGCAGCUCAGCAUGGAACCACUUUCCAGGGAAACAAAGAGACCGGGUUUUGAAAGUUCAUUUAAAGAGGAUCGCUUAAAUCCCAACAACCAAUGCCUGUAGCCCAGCACACAGAAAUGUUUUAGAUGAUCACUAAGUAGAAAAUGUACGUCAUAAAAGCCGUCCAAGUCAGGCUGUGCAUUGUCCCUCCGAAUGUCAUUUUUUAUAUCUUCAUUGUAAACACUAUGCAACCCAAAACUAAAUCCAUAAUUUCUUCUUUUGUUAGGUGUGAGCACGCCCUUACUGGCCAGCAUAAACACGAGGGAUGAUUAUAGAACGCAAAAGUCGUUUGAAUCAGCGCAGUGUCCUAUUCAGUCUCAUAAGAGAGCAACUAAAUAUUUUCAGUUUCUCGCAUGUAUCAGAGAAAAGAAACAUAAACAAGGAGCGAAGGAUCCAAGGCAUUCACUUCAGUUGGAAACUGCAAACCACACAACAGGAUGUGGAUUUGAAUGUAAGUCAGGAGAUGUCAAACUCGCUGUAGUCACCUACAGACCAGUUUGAUCCUGAGUGGGCUGUAACAGUGAAACCAUCACAUAAUAACCCAACUUUCUUUUAAUUUAAAGAAGUACAAACUUGUUAUAUAAACAUUUACAUUUAAUGAACCGGCUGCCUGUCAGCCUGAGAUCCCUUUUAAAAAGUGCAAUAUCAAUGCAUCUUAUUGCAUGUGUAUUACAGAUCACAGUGGAGCUGCACGAGCACAAAAUCUUCACAUGUAGCUUUUUUUUGCAAGUAAGCAGCCGUCGUAUUUCACUCUUUACGAUUUCAUCUUAUCGACAUCUAGAAAUAAUGUGAAUACAUUUUCUCUCAUCACUGUAGUGAUGUUGGCAUAGACUUGUGCAUUUUGUUGAAAACUUAAAGAUAUUGCUGCUGUUUUUACACUUUGCAAAGCAACCUGUUUGUGUAACAGUUCAUGUCCCCAGGGAACCAUGUUUGACACCCUGACAGACUCCGUGUAUGGGUGAGAAAAUGUUAUAUUUGUUUAAUGUCUUUAUCAUCUUAUUUCUCAUUCUUGUGUUUCAUUUCUUAAAAAUUUAUUCUUCUUCCAAACAUGUUGUGUCCAGCAUAGAUACGGUUUAGUCUUUGCAGCAGCAUUCACAGCAACUGUUCAGCACGCUGUGAAGAUGUUCUCUGUAAACCAGACUUCCUUUAUUUUUUUGGCUGAAGCCAAACGGCUUUUGAUGGCUUAAAUUGAUUUCUGUCCAUCAAAGUUCUGCAUAAAAAUAAGGAUAACUGAACCUUUUCUGCGCAGUAAUGCAAAAUUCCCUCACCGCUCCUUAUAUUCCAAGUCUGUAAUAUGGAAAAUCACUUUUAAAUAAAAAUUUGAAGAUUAUGGAAGUUUCUUUUUGCCACUGAAAAACAAACAUUUUUUUAAAAAUUAUUUUUAAAUUUCAAGUCUUAGAAGUUUGAGUUUGUAAGUUGAAAUUUUGACUUAUAGAUGGCAAUGUCCUUUUUUCUAGUGGUGAAACCAAACUUCCAUAGAAGAUAAGCUGUUAUUAAUGUUAUCCACGUUUUGGCACCUUCCUCCAUGUGUUUAAGUGUGUAUAUGUGUAUUUAUUGUAAAAAAAAGAAAAUAGAUUAUUGUGUG
Molecule: messenger RNA, 3258 nt
Organism: Archocentrus centrarchus (flier cichlid)
Lineage: Eukaryota; Metazoa; Chordata; Actinopteri; Cichliformes; Cichlidae
Gene: dnajc30b
Product: DnaJ (Hsp40) homolog, subfamily C, member 30b
Exons: 1
Coding region: 29-1165 (378 amino acids)
Source: RefSeq, a predicted model, not a curated record